Molecule: messenger RNA, 1191 nt
Organism: Caenorhabditis sp. 36 PRJEB53466
Lineage: Eukaryota; Metazoa; Nematoda; Chromadorea; Rhabditida; Rhabditidae
Source: the annotation of a GenBank genome assembly
AUGGCAAUCAUCAAUAUUUGGAUCUUUCCCCUUCUGAUCUCCCUCUAUUCCAUUGUUUGUCUUCUGGUUUGGUCUGUCAAAACAAUUCGAGAGAAAAUGUGAUGCAAAAUUUUCAGCGUUUUGUUAUCGAUUUCAUCGCGCCAUUUUCCGGGUCACUGGCCAUAUUUAAGGUAUUCACUGUUUCGGCCACGGAAUUCUGGCAACGGCGCUCAACCGCAAUCCCACCUGAAAACCCGGCCGCGGCCGCGAGAUUUUCUAAUUUCUGCACUGAAUUUACGUUGAGAGCGGUAGAGCGCCGUUGCCAUAAACUGCGGUGCUGAUAAAUGGGAUUAGUAAAAAGGAAAUCUCAGUGACUUUACCAAAUAUAUUCCUGCCAAAAACGCGUACACAAUUAUGACGAAUCACAUUUUACUGAUGCGUAAGUUCUCGAACGGAGCUCUCCACUGAAUGGCUCUAUUUCCUCAGUUUCCGUGUGGAUGUACUUGAAGUACAGAGAGCUGAAGUCGUUUUUCCGUCAGACCAACAUUUCGAUAUCGUACAUCAGAAUGAGCCGUUUCAAUCUUUUUGUCGGGCUCGCUGCCCUCACUUCUUAUCAGUUGGCCGUCAACUUUCCGGUACAAAUCUUAAACGCUUUCUUUUUAUUCUGAAACCCUCGAUUCCAGGCUACAAAGAUCAACCAUGUGUCUCUGGUUGGCAACAAACUUGCCCUCGUUCUCGCAAUGUUCUACAUCUGGGUACAUGCUUUUCUCUCUUUUAAAAUCCGCGAUGGAAAUGUUCCCCGUUUGAUCCUUUUCCUCGUCCGUGUCUCGUUGGCUUCCGUGGUUCUUUCUUUGGCUGCAGCCAGUAAGUCUCUGUCCAUUCUUGAUAGAUUCCAAUCUAUAAUAAUCAGUGAUACAAGCGAAUUGGGUUCCCGAUCCAUCGAAGCAAUACCUGGCAAUCGAUGCAAUUUACGAGUGGUGCUGCUACUUUGCGUUCUCCGUUUUCCUGCUCACUGACGCUUACGAGUUCCGAUUCAUGGUUUUCAAAUUUUUUGAUUUUCUACAGGUUCGAGCUCGUUUUCAGGUCUUCAAACCUCCCAAACUGAUCAUCCGCGGAUGCACUGGAUAUAACGAACAAGUGUUCGAAUCCAGCGACGUCUCCGACGACGACGAGGCUUCUCUUCCGCCUCUCUCGCAGAGAUACGUGAACUGA